This is a messenger RNA of Truncatella angustata, 1815 nucleotides long. RefSeq lists its product as uncharacterized. The transcript is spliced from 2 exons. Lineage: Eukaryota; Fungi; Ascomycota; Sordariomycetes; Amphisphaeriales; Sporocadaceae. The coding region runs from base 1 to 1815 and encodes 604 amino acids. The record is from RefSeq and is a predicted model, not a curated record.
AUGGCGGAACAUGUAGAGGCUCGUUCGUUAGCCUCACUCAACGCCCUUGCCAGUAACCCACCUCAAUAUCCCACAAAUCCAACCGAAAAGAAGCAAGAGCCUCUUACUUUAUACAUUUCCAGAGUACCAGGCACUCGAGACAUCAUCUUAUCGACCUUCAAGCCACAGAUUAAAAACGUCACAGCCGAAGAUGUUGCUAGCUCUCUGUACUAUGUGCAUCUCAACACGCCAGAAGAUGAGCUCUUAGUCUCGCCACAGGAAGGCCCAUCGCGACCAAGCCUGGAAAGUGCGAGAAGUGGAAACCUUAUCAACCGGAAGCCAGUGGCAGGCGUGCCCAAUCCCUCUGGCUUGGGCAAAUAUCCUACCGCACAAGCUUCUGAACUGCCAUCAGCAGUACCAAGUGGAAAGGAAAACCAACCAUUUGUUCCGCAUGCCCAACAGGAGCCCCCGGCAUAUGCGGGAAACGCUUCAGCGCCUGAUCCAUCUCGUCAGAUGUCUAUUCGCAGGAAACCUUUGGCCUUGCGAGAUGUGACGUUUGAUACACAAGCCAGACCUCCAACGCCCCCUCCACAUCGAGAGCUGCCCAAUCUUCCUCCAAGGCCGGAUGAGAUUGAUAAUUAUCCUGAAUAUGGCACGACUCCAUUAGCGCCACCUUUCCCAUUGCGGCCAGAGACUCGUUCGCCGUCUCCAUCAAAACGCAAGCCCUUUACUCCUUUUUCACUAACCUUGAUUCGCCGCGAUCGCACCUCUCACCAACAAUGGAACGUAGGAAGGCUCGCAUCAUUUCAACUCGAUCAUCCCGAGGAUUUCACUGACGAAAAGUACAUUCCUUCGCCCUCGAUCAGCAUACACCUGGAGACUCCCGGGUACUCGAAAUUUCGUGGUAUGCCACUGCCAGGUGCAGCAUUCGAUAUCAGGGACAUUAGAGAGAGUCUUGACAUAAUACGCCCUGGUAGUGCUGCUCUGGCACCUGGCCUCUCGCACGCCUCACCUCAGCGUGCACGCGCAAAGCCCGCUGAGCCUGCGCCGUUGCAUACCUCACCAAUAUCAGCUAAUAUUUUCGAGCGCGAGGUCAAGAUGGUCUACGCUCCUUCUUGGUCUGCCAAUAUUCGCAAAGCCUUCCGGCGUCGCGAGUCACGAGAAGACGACUUGCCUGUCUCCCCUCGGCGGCCCGGCCAUGACAGGCACCAUAGCAACAUCUCCGUCGGCUCCUUUGGGGGGGACUUUGAUGGCAGCGAAGCACCAGUAAUCACAAUGCCUAGUCAAGGUCUCAAACCACAAGGCUAUAUGUUCAUAAGUCCCUGGGACGGGCGGUGUGAAUUUCGAACUGGCAAUGGCGGCCGCAGCCUGCGAUGUCGACAUGUUCUGCCUUUGCACGCGAACCAGUGGAAUCCACUCGCGGAUGGAAUUGACGAUGGACCGGGCGGCUCCAAAGGGCAUAGUAGAAAUGGCUCCCGGAGUCCUAAAGUUAAAGGCAAUGAUAUAUCCGAGCUUCGGUUCAAUCUACCCUCAUCGGAGCUCUUCAACGCUAAGCACUCAGAUCCUAGUAAGCCCCACGAGGCGCGCGAAAGGACUAGGGAUAAGAUCUUAAACUCCAUAACCAAUAAGACCGAAGACGACGUGGAUGAUGAGGAAUACGAGAGUGUUGGCUUUGACAUGAGUCUCGGCCGCGAACGAGCUGGAGGAGGUAUAAGGGGUAAGAGGGCCAAGAUGGGCAAGCUGAUCAUCUGGGAUGAGGGGUUGAAGAUGUUGGAUUUAGUUGUUGCGGCUAAUGUUGGGGUUUGGUGGAGUGUUUGGGAGCAGAAGGCUGAAUGA